Messenger RNA from Phyllopteryx taeniolatus (common seadragon), 2842 nucleotides. It is a transcript of the gene cnih3, whose product is annotated as cornichon family AMPA receptor auxiliary protein 3. Gene Ontology annotation, cellular component: dendrite; synapse. Lineage: Eukaryota; Metazoa; Chordata; Actinopteri; Syngnathiformes; Syngnathidae. Bases 189 to 671 code for a protein of 160 amino acids. The transcript has 7 exons. Gene Ontology annotation, biological process: regulation of AMPA receptor activity; vesicle-mediated transport. The record is from RefSeq and is a predicted model, not a curated record.
CCCCCAUGUUAUUUAUUUUUCUGCAUUUUAUUCCUUGAUAUGGGCGAAGUCGUGGUGCCGGUACCACCUCGCCUUCUCGUGGCAGCGUGACAACUUUAUUGUUCACCACAGCCCUCUUUUUUUUUUUUUUUUUUUAAUGGGAUCGUCCUUUUUUUCUGGGGAAUUACCCGUCGUUUUCCUUCCCAAUUAUGUUCACUUUUGCUGCCUUCUGCUAUAUGCUGUCUCUGGUCCUCUGCGUGUCUCUCAUCUUCUUCGCAAUAUGGCAUAUAACAGCUUUUGAUGAGCUCCAGGCUGACUUCAAGGUGCCAAUUGAUCAAGGCAACCCACUCCAUGCGAGGGAGAGACUGCGAAACAUCGAGAGGAUCUGCAACCUGCUGAGAAAGUUGGUGCUACCAGAGUACUCGAUCCAUGUUCUCUUCUGUAUCAUGUUCCUGUGUGCCCAAGAAUGGCUGACUGUGGGCCUCAACAUCCCCCUGCUCUUCUACAACACAUGGAGUAGGUACUUCCAUUCCCCAACGGAUACCAAGGAGUUGAUCUACGACCCAGCUUCGGUUAUGAACGGCGACACGCUCAAGUUCUGCCUGAAGGAGGCCUGGUGCAAGCUAUCCUUCUUUGUCCUGUCCUUCUUCUACUAUUUGUACUGUGUGUGGAACCUGGAAAUAUCCCUCUAAUAGGUCUUAUCAAUGGGAACACUUAAAGUAUGGUCUACUCCCUGGUUACCUCAUAACAACUGACUUAUCACGAACUGGAGAAGCAAAAACCCUCUGGAUACACAAACUGCCGUUUUUCACGAGAGUGAUUUUUGCAAGAGACAUAAAUUUAUGCAUCUUUGCUGCUUCACUUUCAACUCAAAAGCAAAGGGACAAGGUCAACUAUACAUACAAAAACUACCAUUCACAGUUUGAUUAGAAAUAUUGAGUUGAUCAUAGCCUGGCGAACAAAAGUAAUGUUAACUCUCUCUCACACACACACACAAGAACACACACACAUGCACUCACAUAUACAGCUUCCUCUGGAGUGUUCCAGUUAUUUAUGGUCUAGUAGCAGUGAUGGUAGCGCACAGGAUGAAAAGCAUAGUAGCAUUUGCACAGUUUGUCUCAGGCACAGCAGUACUGCCCGACCCAGCUCAGCUCAGCAUUCGCCCGGCUUCGGAACCUCAACGACCGUAGCAACAGUGAGUCAGAUACGGAGGAUGCAUGGAUAAACUGGAUCACACUGCGAAAGGAAAAACCAUUUGGGGGCGGCACCAAUAGCAGCACAUACAUAAAGUACAUCAUGACUUAGUGUGGUGGGCAUUUUGAUGUACUCUUUGUCAAAAGGCAUUUCCAACUGAAACAUGGAGGUUCUGUAUACAGCAAAUGCCUUCUUCAUGUUUUAGUGUUGUCCUAUGAGAAAUAUUUCUAAAACUCCCAGCUAAAAGGAAAUGUGUUAAAAGUUUUAUUUACCCACACAUUUGCACAAAAAGGGGAUUUAAUCUUGCACAACAUUUGCGAUAUUUGGCUGUGUGUUCAUGAUCAUGUAUGAUAGUUCAGGCACCCAGGUGAAGGUCUUCCAGUAUGUAAAAUUUAAAACAGGGAAGCUACUGUAUGUGACAAUAUUGUAGCUCUAUUAAAACAAGGGACCAAAUGCUUUUUGGGUAAUAAUUUAUUAUGUGUGAGAUUUUAUUGCAUCCAUAUUUAUCUAAAUGAUUGUUGUUUUCCAACAUUAAGAAUGAUGAAUGAAGCACAAAUGGACAUUGUUGAUUGGAAUCCGUCACUUAUUCUAUCCAUUCUAAAUCUAAUAAAAGCAACUGUAGCAGCUGAUGUAGGCGUCAUCACAACUGACACUAUUUACACAACAUAUGCUUGCUAUAACACGAUUCCCUUCAAGUAAGAUAUUACCUACAUAAAUAGGUCACAUGGCAAAUAUGUAAUUUUGUCAAUGCAGAGCAGGCAUUUCCCAAAUAUAGUCUGUGUCCUCGUCCAAACCACCGCCUGUUCCCAAUGCUACCACCAUCAUGGAUUAGAUUGGAAGUCCUGCAUUUUUUUUCCUCUGUAUUUUGCCCUAUUCAAAUUCUAGCAUUUUCUAUCCUUACUGUGUAUGUGAAUUUAGAUAUUGUUUAUGAAAUAAACUAUUUUAAAAUCAAAAGUAUCAGUAUCUUUUAGCAGUAAUUAUGCAUUAUCCUGUUUAAAAACAAAUGCCAGAGAAAAUCAAAAUCUGUGUCCCUUUUUUUCUGGAACAGUUUUACUGUAUUAGUAGAGUUUUUAAGCUUCCGCUGUGGUAUUAUAAUUGAGGUUUAUUGAGAAUCAGACUUGAUCAGUUGAACAGAACAAAGUUUCUAGAAGGGAGAGAGAAACAAAGACAAAUCACUAAUUGUAAACAGGAUGAGAGAAGUAAAUCAUUACAUUAUCUCCAACAAUGAAACAUCAAUAUGAGUGUUGCAUGGGACUGUAGUGCUACACCCUGUGAGGGAAGGACAGGACAAGAUAAAACAGGACAAGGACAGGAGAUGAAGCAUGCGGGACAAGGGUCGUGAACCCCGCUAUACAACAGAACUGUGGUGGCAUUAAUUAUGUGAAUUAUAAAAGUCUACAGGACAAGAGUAUAAGUGAGGGGAUAGACAAGCGAUUUGCAUAUUGUGUGUGCCUGCGGAUACAUGCAAGUGAAUUGAUAUCAUUUGAAAUGCACCAAGACUGACAUAAGUGUCAUGGAAUUGCUGUGGCCGCACCGCGGCAGCUGAGGACACCACCCAAUCAAUCGAGGGGCGGGAACAGGCCCAGGGGUCCACCCGAGAGCAGCCCGGUGGCGUGACAUGUCCCACACCGAGGGACCCAGGGCGGUCUGCUGGCCCCACCGAGGCGCC